UCACAGGAGGCGCCGCUUCAGUUUCUCCAGCUCCCUUCCGGCGAAUUCCCUCACACACACUAGUUCGCCCCUUCAAACCCAACUCAGAAUCUCUCUCAACCGCCCGCUGUUGUUGUCACUUCAUUUUCCGGAAAAUGGAUGAGGAUGAUGAGAUGGAUAUGAAAGUGAAAAAGUACCUUAGAGGUGAAAGCGCCAAUUUGGAGAUUUUGCAAGAUAGAAAAUUGAAGGGUCAGCUUGCUGUGAGGGAAGAAUUAUAUGGAAAGUCUGCAAAAGCUGCUGCCAAAAUUGAGAAGUGGCUCUUGCCGAGUGAAGGGGGCUAUUUGGAGGCUGAAGGUAUAGAGAAGACAUGGAGGAUCAAACAGGAAUCAAUUGCCCAAGAAGUAGACAUACUGAGCACCAGAAAUCAAUAUGACAUUGUUUUACCAGAUUUUGGUCCUUACUCGCUGGAUUUUACCUCAAGUGGACGCUAUAUGGCAAUAGCUGGACGUAAGGGCCACCUCGGCAUCCUAGAUAUGAAAAAUAUGGCCCUAAUCAAAGAAUUUCAGGUUAGGGAAACUGUUCGAGAUAUUGCAUUCCUGCAUAAUGAAUUAUUCUUCGCCGCUGCCCAGAAGAAGUAUCCUUAUAUAUAUAACCGUGAUGGCACAGAACUUCAUUGUCUGAAGGAACAUGGUGCGGUGUUGAAGCUUCAAUUUCUGAAAAAUCAUUUCCUCUUGGCUACCAUAAACAAAUUGGGGCAGCUUCAUUAUCAGGAUGUCACCACAGGGCAAAUGGUAGGCAACUACAGAACUGGUCAUGGUCGUUCAGAUGUUAUGCAGGUCAAUCCCUUCAAUGGGGUGGUUGCAGUUGGUCAUUCCCGUGGAACGGUAAGCAUGUGGAAGCCCACCAGUGCUGCUCCUGUGGUCAAGAUGCUGUGUCACCAAGGACCUGUUACAGCUUUGGCAUUUCAUAGUAAUGGCCAUCUGCUGGCAACAGCUGGUAUGGAGAGAAAAAUCAAGCUCUGGGACUUGAGGAAGUUUGAGGUCCUCCAGACUUUGUCCGGUCAUGCCAAGACCUUAGAUUUCAGUCAGAAAGGGUUGCUUGCUGGGGCAACUGGAUCAUUUGUUCAAAUUUGGGGGGACCUAGCUGGAUCUCAGAGUUAUGACCGCUAUAUGGGUCAUUCAAUGGCAAAAGGGUACCAAAUAGGAAAGGUUGCGUUCCGACCAUAUGAAGAUGUUUUGGGCAUUGGGCACUCCAAGGGCUGGUCUUCGGUCUUAAUUCCUGGAUCAGGAGAGCCGAACUUUGAUACUUGGGUGGCGAAUCCAUUUGAAACUCCUAAACAGCGGAGAGAGAAGGAAAUACAUUCUCUUCUUGAUAAACUCCCUCCGGAGACAAUUAUGUUGGAUCCCACGAAGAUUGGUGCAGUGAGGCCUACAAGGAAGAAAGAAAAGCCAACCAAUCCGGAGAGAGAGGCAGAGUUGGAAGCCGCGGUUGCUGCUGCUAAAGAUAUUCCUAUGAAGAAGAAAACAAAAGGUAGGAAUAAGCCAAGUAAAAGAGCAAAGAAGAAGCAGGAAGCUGUAGAAAAAGCUAAGAGGCCCUUUCUGGAACAGGCAGCGAAAGAAGAGGAGUUGUCUAAAGAGAAGAGGAAGCGAAUCAGCGAGGAAAAUGAAUUACCAAAAUCUUUACAGCGGUUUACCAGGAAGAAAGCAAAAGCAUAAUCGUGGGCAAAUUUUGUUGCUAUGAUCCAUCACCACCAUAUCUAGAGACAAGGUCAAAUUUGUUGUAUUAUAUUGGGCCUGUUGAGUUGGGUCUCAUCAAUUUUGAGGUGUAUACGAGUUUUCAGUAAUUUUGCAGGCUUUGUUUUCUUCUCAAGUGAAAGCGAAAGGAAUAAUGAUCUCUUUCUGAAGUUAAACCGAAAUGAAUUAUAAUUAUAUAGGCAGUUGUCUACAAACAAGAUGGCCCUGAAAAUGGUCGAGGUUUUGUUCGCAAGAGAGAUGCUUAAUAAUUAUAUAUUAGGUCGUCGACUUAAAUGUCCUGUAGUACUAGCGGUUUGCAAGAACAAGGGCUCUCAGGCGCUGAUUGAG
This is a messenger RNA of Coffea eugenioides, 2060 nucleotides long. Its product is annotated as probable U3 small nucleolar RNA-associated protein 7. The transcript is spliced from 8 exons. The coding region runs from base 135 to 1694 and encodes 519 amino acids. Gene Ontology annotation, molecular function: protein binding. Gene Ontology annotation, biological process: maturation of SSU-rRNA from tricistronic rRNA transcript (SSU-rRNA, 5.8S rRNA, LSU-rRNA). The record is from RefSeq and is a predicted model, not a curated record. Gene Ontology annotation, cellular component: small-subunit processome; 90S preribosome; nucleolus. Lineage: Eukaryota; Viridiplantae; Streptophyta; Magnoliopsida; Gentianales; Rubiaceae.